GUCACGUCGUCGCCGGUUCACUGUCACACGCGUAUCCGCCGCCGCUGUUGUAGUAAUAAUAAUAAUAAUAAUAAUAAUAAUAACAAUAGUUAACAAUAUUUUGUAAUAUUAUUGCAUCGUCAUAAACAAACACGUGGGCGCUUGCCGACCAACCGGCCCGGAGACUCGCACGCGUUUUCCGAGUUCCGGUUUACCGUUUCGAUACGUCUCUUCGUCGACAGAAGAACAUCAGAUUGACAUUUUCACAGACCGGGAAUUGAUUGUUCUCAAAGGGAAACUCACUUGUCGCACAGGGAUGGCGUUUGAAACGAAUGAAACAGGCGAGGGUUGCAGUGAAAACAAACGUUGAAAUAAAUUGUCGUCAAGAAUUUCAAUCAAAAAUGUUUAACAGAAAUUUGAUUUUCGUUGCGUUGAUUUUUUUAUACGGCAAUCUAGAAGUAAAUUGUCAAAUGCAAGAACCAGACGAAAUAAUGCCUGAAUUUUAUGCGCCACUGGAAAAUUGGACGGUGACCCAAGGCCGAGACAUAUACUUUACGUGCACGGUGAACAAUUUGGGAAAGUACAAGGUAGCUUGGAUCAAAUCGGAUUCUAAAGCAAUUCUGGCCAUCCACACGAAUUUGAUUGCUCACAAUCACAGACUGACCGUCACUCACAAUGGACACAAUACUUGGAAAUUACACGUGUUUAACGUUCAAAAAAACGAUACUGGAAGUUACAUGUGCCAAAUCAAUACGCAACCGAUGAUACUACAGACCGGGUACUUGGACGUGCGAAUCCCGCCAAACAUAUUGGACGAAGCAGACAUCGAGGGGCCGGGUAGCGCGGCCAUGGAAGGUGGUACCAUACGGUUACGGUGUAGGUCCACUGGGAAACCGGAACCAAAAGUCCAUUGGAAGCGCAAGGACAACCGUCACAUUGUCAUCCGGUCCGACGGGGCUAGAGAAAAACAAGAGUCAGCCACUGUUAAGGGCGACACGUUGGAGCUUAGCAACGUGCACCGGACCGACAUGGGCAAGUACCUGUGCAUAGCCAAGAACAACGUGCCGCCGACGGUCAGCAAGGAAUUCAACGUUCAGAUACAUUUUCAUCCGAUGAUCAAGGUGACCAAUCAACUGGUGGCCGCGCCGACCGGAAGCAACGUGCACAUUCAGUGUUACGUCGAAACCUCGCCGAAAGCCAUGCACAGCUGGGCAAAAGUAGACGGCGGCGAUCUCAUGCCCAACACCAAAUACAAAAUGUCGGAGACUCCUAUAAACGAAUAUUCAUUGCAAAUGGACUUGACCAUAACAAGUCUUGAACCCAAAGACUUUGGUGGCUAUCUGUGUAUAGCCAAAAAUGCUUUGGGUAAAGCCGAAGGAUCCAUAAGGCUUCAAGAACUGCAUUUGCCCAGCGCUCCAACCACUUUGGAAGCGCCAGAACUGGAUUUGGAAAGAGACGAUGACGGAGAGUCAGCAGAUGCAGACGAAGAGAACUUGGUGCCUGUGGAGGGCGAACCUACAGCCGACAAUGAUAACCCAUCGUCGGACGACCAACAACAACAGGAGCAACAGAAACAAGCAUCAGUAUCCACAAAAAAACCUCCACAGGUUGUUUAUGGGGUUGGAAGUGGAGGUGGGAAUGGAGGUGGUGGAGGCGGCGGCGGCGGCGUCCGUCAUCAUGAUAACAAACAAAGACAUGGCUCUGGCAAGGGUUCCGGUUCCGGAUAUCCGGCCCGUUGGCUUUUAGUAUUAACCGCCGUCGCCGUAGUCACACUGUUUAGGUCACCAGCAAUAUCUCGGUGGUGACGACUCCGCUAAUGAGGAGACUCACUGUUGUACGACGCUUAUCCGGUCAGUGUUCUCGACACUCAAUAAUUCCUGAUCUAAGACAAUAAUCGAUUCAUUUUUUUUAAACAAUAUUUUUUUAUUUUUCAACCAUGGACCGUUUUAAUCUCAUGACCUUUACAAAAAUAAAAAACCCAUCCUUUUAUUUAUACACACACACACACACCUAAUACCUAAGGCUUAUAUAAUAUAGUGAUACAAUAAUAUAUAACAAUUAUAUAAUGUACAAUAUACACACGGUCGACACGCGCCAUCGAUGCAGAGUAAAAUAUACAUUAAACAAUUUAAUAUUGUUAUCAAGCCGGAUUAAAUGGAAGUCAGAAUGAGAGGUGACAUGUCUCUGGGGGCCACAAACGUAAGCAUAUUUAUUCGUUAACCUAAAGUUUUAUCAAAUGGUUAUUUAUACAUUUCUCAAUACAAAAUACAAUGAUUUCAUUUUAUUAAUAUAUUAAAUUUAAAUAAUUUUAUUUUCAUAAUAUGUAUAAUGCCUAAGUAUACAGGUGAUUCAUCAAGCAUACUCCAACCUACAUUGUUUUCUUCGAUAACGCAAAUAUUCAAAAUUUGAUUUUCUGAAAUUUUUAAAUAUAGGUAGAUACUUAAAAACAUAUUUUUAAAUCCUUGAGACUUUUGUAUUUUAAUCUAAUCUAGCCUAAUACUAACUUCAAAUUACAACCCUCCUUUUAUACAGUAAAUUAUUUUAUAGAUAUUUAAAUUAGUAAAAUUUGGUCAUAUCAAAAUUUGAACAAGGAGUUUUUUAGUGAUUCU
Messenger RNA from Rhopalosiphum maidis (corn leaf aphid), 2588 nucleotides. RefSeq names its product lachesin-like. The transcript is spliced from 10 exons. The record is from RefSeq and is a predicted model, not a curated record. Gene Ontology annotation, cellular component: neuron projection. NCBI's taxonomy places the organism in Eukaryota, Metazoa, Arthropoda, Insecta, Hemiptera, Aphididae. Bases 312 to 1784 code for a protein of 490 amino acids.